AUGAAGAUCGCCCUGUGUAAGAAACAGCCCAAGAAACCUGCCAAAUCUCUCGACGACUCAGUGUACUGGAAGAGAUUCGCCAACAAGAGGGGCGGACUCUCGGCAGCGACUCCUUCUGCGUGGCCGAUGGGGUCCCUCGUGCCCGAGUACGAGGACGAGCCCGAGAAGGAGGAGCAGGAGGUCCAGAUCGAGCUGACGUCGACCUUCAGCCAAGUGACGAGCGAGGUGCGCUACAACUACGUCAGCAGGGCCUUCGAGCAGGUGGUGGAGCGCGACUCUCUGCUGAGCCUGCUGGAGCUCCCGUCGAAGGUGCUGAGGAAGGACGAGGCGAGGGGGGGCGUGGCGAGACUCUGUAGGCCUACCUCGCCGGAGUCUGUGGACUCUGACCUGGACGAGGUGGUAGACAACUCCCGGCGGGCGAUGGAGGAGCUCUACGGCGGCACUGUGUCCAAGGAGGAACUGGCUCGCAUCGACGCCCAGCCGAACCCCUUCAACUUCAGCGACCGCGUUUCCCUGACGACCAAGAUUCCUAUGAAGCCGAAGCCGAGGCACCCCGAGCCGCUGGACCUGCCUGGGCUGCCGAGAGUCGCCAAGGUGCUGGAGAGGAUGGUCGCGCAGAAUAUAUAUGAUGACAUCGCGCAAGACUUCAAGUUCUGGGAGGACGCGAGCGACGAAUACCACCCCCUCGAGGGCUCCCUGCUCCCCCUCUGGAAGUUCAAGUACGAGCAUUCCAAGUCGCUGCUCGUGUCGGACAUCUGCUGGAGCCCCGUUUACGCAGACCUCUUCGCUAUCUCGUACUUGUCGUCAGGAGUGGACGGCGGAGGGGAGGAAAUGGGCGGGAUGCUGUGCCUUUACACCCUCAAGAGUCCGUCGACGCCCGAACGAGUCUUCCGCACGCCCUUCGGAGUCGUCACGGCCAGGUUCCACCCUCAGCACGGCAGCAUGCUGGUGGCCGGGCGGACCGACGGCUCCGUGGUCGUGUAUGACGUCACGGCCCCGCAGCACGCCGCUGCCAUCUGCUCGUCGGCGGUCAAGGGGAAGCACCUCAUGCAGGUCACUCAGGUAAGAUGGGUUCGCACGCAGCCGGGGGAGGAACUCAGCUUCUUCUCCGUGUCCCUGGACGGCCGAGUGACGCAGUGGCACCUCCACUCCGCCUGUCUGGUUCACAGGGACGUCCUCGACUUCGCCUCCUGCAGACAGCCCACCAAGCCGCACUCUUCGUCGGAUAAGGUGGUUUUGGAAGGAGCGGCCACCUGUAUAGACUUCCGCCCCGACCACGAGAAUAUAAUGCUUCUGGGAACGGACACAGGGGCGGUUUUCCAGUGCUCCGUCGCCUCCACCACCCACACCCUCUUUCGCUAUCCCGCCCACACGUCCCCCGUCAGACAGGUGUCCUGGAAUUCGCACCACCACGGGAUCUUCGUCACGUGCUCUCUCGACUGGAUGGUCAAAGUGUGGCAGUAUGACUCCCCCCUCAUCCAGCUGGACCUCGGCGGCGCGGUGGCUGGGGUGACUUGGACCCCACACAGCAGUAGCGUCUUCGUUGCGGUGACUGACGAGGGGCGUGUACACGUGUACGACUUGCAUGUACGUAAAUGCCAUCCUCUGUGCGUACAGGGCGUGGUUCAGAAGAAGAGGGGCGUGGUCACCUGUAUCGCCUUCAGUCCCUUUCAUCCCGUUAUCCUUGUGGGCGGAGACAGGUAUUUUUGUAAGGUUGUGACGAUUGCUAGUAAGGAGUAUGGCAUGUUAUGGUUGUAUGGUUAG
Molecule: messenger RNA, 1764 nt
Organism: Penaeus indicus
Lineage: Eukaryota; Metazoa; Arthropoda; Malacostraca; Decapoda; Penaeidae
Product: dynein intermediate chain 2, ciliary-like
Exons: 11
Coding region: 1-1764 (587 amino acids)
Biological process (GO): outer dynein arm assembly; cilium movement
Cellular component (GO): outer dynein arm
Molecular function (GO): dynein heavy chain binding; dynein light chain binding
Source: RefSeq, a predicted model, not a curated record